AUGGGGAUGACAUACGAUGUGUACCGAUAUUCUGACUUUAUAGUACUUGUGUUCGGCACCAUCGGUAAUAUUUUGGUUGCUAUCUCCGUACUGAGACAAAAGACUGUGUUGGAGAACAGGCACUACUUUCUUGUCUUACAACUUGCGAUCUGUGAUCUGGGAGUACUAAUCAUCUACCUUUCGGAUCGUAUUGCUAGUUACUGGUAUGAAUCGCUUUUUACUUAUUCCGUCAUGUCUUGUGCUUUAACUAGUAUAUACUACGUCUUUCAAGUCGCAGGAAUAUGUAUGAUGUUGGUAAUUUCAUUGCUUCGUUACCGUGCUACGGUGCAUCCAUUAAAACCUGCCAUUAGUCGACGGAAAUUGAAAGUCGUUUGUGGUUUGGUGUACCUUUUUGGUCUCUUUGCGGG
This is a messenger RNA of Paramuricea clavata, 407 nucleotides long. NCBI's taxonomy places the organism in Eukaryota, Metazoa, Cnidaria, Anthozoa, Malacalcyonacea, Plexauridae. The record is from the annotation of a GenBank genome assembly.